Molecule: messenger RNA, 2843 nt
Organism: Alosa alosa (allis shad)
Lineage: Eukaryota; Metazoa; Chordata; Actinopteri; Clupeiformes; Clupeidae
Gene: lrrc73
Product: leucine rich repeat containing 73
Exons: 6
Coding region: 1563-2534 (323 amino acids)
Molecular function (GO): protein binding
Source: RefSeq, a predicted model, not a curated record
CAUGCGCCACUUAUGAUCCAUAUAUUUCAUAAUGAUCCAACCUGCUGGGGUAGCCCGCUGUGUUGUCUUUAUCUGUAUGUGGUAAACCCAAAGGGUUGAUCUGGAGUUGAACGAAGCUGUAGCACUGUACAAUGUGCCUCUGUGCACAUCUGACAAAGGGGCUUUUGUAGCACACGGUCUGGUGUACCCACGGCUUGUAUUUCACCUCUGCUCCCUAGGGACAGCUAUGCAGUCAAGGACACGGGGAGAUCUGCAACUGGAGAACGAGUCGCGGGGCACACUCACGGGAGCAGGCUGUCUCCUUUCCCCCAAAGACUAGCAGCAGCCUCGGAGGACUCACCCACAGAGUUUGAGGGGUCUAUGGGAGUGUAUUUGCUAACGUUUUUGAGUGUUGGAAUCUUUUUAAAAAGAAUUCUCUACAACACCUUUAUGUCAUAGUAUAUAUAACCUAUAAUAAAUAACAAGCUUUUGGAGACUAGGCCUACCUCUACAAAUUACAGUAAUUUACAGUAGGCCUAGGCUAGAACUAAACGCCUAAUUCUGACAAGAGAUUAAAUAUCUGAAACCGUACUGCCAGACCAAAUGAAUCAUACGGCAUCGCACACCAUACACACAACCAUACUGUUCACUUGUUACAUUCAUAGCUCUUGGCUCAGUGUGUCUACCUCCUGACGUGGAAAAGAAGCACUACAAUAAUGUCAUCCAGCCACCGCUGUCGUUACUACACGUGCGCUGAAACGUGAGCAUUUCGUGAAGAUAUCGACGGAUAUCAGUGUGCGAACAGGAGGCUCUAUAAUGCACAGGGUCUCCAUAGUAACCUACACCUGCAACUGAAGAAAACAAACGAUCAUCUUUGCUUCAGUGCCGCAAAGCCUGCCCUGGAAAUCCAAGCAUGUCAAGUACACUGACCGCCUGCUGUACCAAUUACGGAGAAGAGCGGAUUUUUAAAGGACCGAGGAUAAAGUAUUUGCCGAACUAGGUUAAUUCUUGGUGGGUGUAGCUGGGCUUCGGAUUGGUCUGAUUAUAAUCUGCUAAUAUAAUCUUUGUUUGGCUAAUUCAUGGCUAGUUAACGUUAGCUAGCUGUCUCGCCGCGCUGCUUAGAAUUUACUGGUGCUGAUGUCAGGGAAUCGAGCCAGAAGAGGAAUGUUUCACUGACGCAACUUUGAAAAUGUAGCUGGGACUUGCAACAGCGUUAGAAUACUACAGAAAUACGAAUGUUUUAUCUCAAUUAACAGAGACCGUUAUCUUACGGGGAUUGCUCUCCUUUUGUUCCGACGUGUUAAGGUUUGCUUCAGGUUGAAAUGUAACGUUAGCGCAAGUUAUCCAUAACUAAACUGAUGUAACGUUAACGCCAAGGACCGCUAACGUGUUGGAUAAUUGGUUUGCUAACGUUAGUUUGUUAUUUGUGUUGCCCUCUUAGCUGAUGGGAAGUGAUAGUUUGAAUAGCCACCUUAAAACAUCAGCAAUAUUUUGCGUGUUUUAAUAAUGUUUCUUCAUUUAUCGUCGGUUUACCUAUCACGUUAACCUAGCUAUCAGUCAGGCCAGCUAGGACGAUUGCAAACAUGCUACCAGGCUCCAUCCAAAUAACGGGAGAGACUCUGUCUGGGGCCGAGGUGAAGGAUAUCUGCGACAGUCUCAAGGAAAACACCGUGCGACUGCUAUCUGUGAGAGGCUGUCAGUUUUCCGACCGGGACUUCGGGCGGGUGUGUCGCGGAGUGGCCGAGUCCCAUUCCCUGGCGCAGCUCAACCUCAACCUCGGCGUGGUGUCCAGCAUCACUCGGACGAAGCAGUUGGCAGACGCACUCAAGGCCAAUAGAUCGAUCCAAACACUCUUCCUGCACGGUAGCCCCCUCCUGGACGCAGGCUUGGUGUCUCUGAACACGGCGCUGUGCACUCACCCGUCCCUGGUGUCGCUGGACCUGGGAGAUUGCAUGCUGGGAGACGAGGCCGUGCGGCUGAUCUGCGGCAUGCUGCCCCCCGAUGGAGCCAAAUCUGGGCUGCGGGAGUUGACCCUGAGUGCCAACCCGGCCAUCAGCACCAAGGCCUGGGCACGACUGGCCGUCGCAGUGGCCCACAGCUCCCAGCUCCGCGUCCUCAACCUCGACUACAACCCGCUGGGCGACCAGAUCGCAGGCAUGCUGGCGGUUGCUGUGGCGUCCAGUAGAACUCUGGAAGUCCUGGAUUUGGAAGGGACCGGACUUACCAACCAGUCAGCGCAGAUCUUCCUGGACAUGGUGGAGAACUACCCGACGUGUCUGCGCGUGCUGGUGCUGGCGGAGAACGCCAUCAGCCCGGAGCUUCAGCAGCAGAUCUCCGACCUGCUCUCAGAGGGGGAGGGGGAGGAGGAGGAGGACAAGGAGGCGGAGGCGUGUGCAGACGCUCCCCACGCUCCCCUGGAGAAGAGCGCCUGGAUCCCCCACAGCAAUGUCCACCUGCUGUCUCUGGCUGUAACCUCUCCAGGCUCGUCCGGCCGGCAUGUGGUCCUGCUCACCUCAGGCCUGGGGGACAGCCUAUUGGCUGAGACAGAGAUGUGACCCGGGUCGUCGUCACGGUAGCACCCUGAGUGACGUCACCCGUCCACUGCAUGAAACGUAGCGCUGGUGCCCUGGCUGCAGAGGCCGCCGGUUGCCGUAGCGAUGCUGGCACUGUCAUCCUCAGACACCAAGUGACUUAUUAGAACACUCUAAAAGUGAAUUAUUUAUUUUCCAUAUCUACGAGUUUAUUUAUAAUAUAUUAAGUAUUUAAACAUGUAAGCAAUGAUGGUGUGCUAUGAUAGAUUGGCUUCAUAGGAAUGUACUGGUGGCCUGAUAGUACUUAAAUAAAUCUGUUUACAUCUUUCUAAA